Molecule: messenger RNA, 2502 nt
Organism: Phlebotomus argentipes
Lineage: Eukaryota; Metazoa; Arthropoda; Insecta; Diptera; Psychodidae
Gene: tkv
Product: bone morphogenetic protein receptor type-1B
Exons: 4
Coding region: 30-1631 (533 amino acids)
Biological process (GO): cellular response to growth factor stimulus; BMP signaling pathway; dorsal/ventral pattern formation
Cellular component (GO): signaling receptor complex; plasma membrane
Molecular function (GO): metal ion binding; SMAD binding; ATP binding
Source: RefSeq, a predicted model, not a curated record
ACAGCCGAAGAAAAGCGAAGUGAUGAGAAAUGGCCGACCGACGUCUUAAGUGGUUUUGUGGUUGUUGGAGUGGAAAAAUGGUGUUUAUUCUCCUGUUAGUCAUCAUUUCCCAGCUUUUCGCCACAACGAAAGGACUUCAGUGCUACUGCGAAGGACAUUGUCCGGACUUCAGGAACAAUGGCACAUGCGAGGCUCGUCCUGGUGGAUCCUGCUUCAGUGUGGUGAAGAGUUACAGAGAUGAGAAUCAUGAGUUGGUGUCUGAGUUUGCCUUCGGAUGCAUGUCACCCGAGCAAAGUGGGGGACUUCUGCAGUGCAAAGUGGCCACAGCAGCACAUCUGCAUGGAACGAAUAUCCUUUGCUGUGAUCAUGAGGACUUUUGCAACAGGGAUCUCAUUCCCGAGGACACACCGCGAACAACAGAGCCUCCAAUGCCAGUGGCUCCUGGUGCACAGAUUCCCAUAUUCACUAUUGUGAUCCUGGUGAGCUCACUUGUGAUGAUGCUAUUGCUUGUCAUCCUGCUGGCGCUGUGCAUUCUCCAUCGGCGACGCGACAGGCGACGGAAGAAGCACUGUUUGGUAGAAUCUUCAUAUGGAAAUCAGAUCUCACCGCAUAUAUCUGAUUUGGUGGUGGACCAGAGCUCUGGAUCGGGAAGUGGAUUGCCGUUGCUGGUGCAGAGGACCAUUGCGAAGCAGGUGCAGAUGUUGCACAGUGUUGGCAAAGGGCGAUAUGGCGAGGUUUGGUUGGCAAAGUGGCGCGACGAGAGGGUGGCGGUGAAGGUGUUCUUCACUACCGAGGAAGCCAGUUGGUUCCGUGAGACGGAAAUCUAUCAAACGGUACUGAUGAGGCAUGAGAACAUCCUGGGAUUCAUUGCGGCUGACAUCAAGGGAACGGGAAGUUGGACACAAAUGCUGCUGAUCACGGAUUAUCAUGAAAUGGGAAGUUUGCAUGAUUUCCUACAGCGAAAGGUUUUGAAUACGGAAAUGUUGCGCAAUUUGGCUCUGUCGCUGGCCUCAGGAAUCGCUCAUCUGCACACUCACAUCCUUGGCACGCCUGGGAAGCCCGCAAUUUCCCAUCGGGAUAUAAAGAGCAAGAAUAUCCUCGUGAAGCGCAAUGGACAGUGUGCGAUCGCUGACUUCGGACUGGCCGUAAUGUACAACAGCGAAUUGGAUGAGAUUUGCAUUGCGAAGAACACGAGGGUGGGAACGAGACGAUACAUGGCGCCGGAAGUGCUCAAUCAGACGCUCAAUGCAACGCAAUUCGAGGCCUUCAAGAUGGCAGACAUGUACAGUGUUGGCCUGGUGUUUUGGGAGAUGGCCAGGCGGUGUAUCACCACAAUUAAGGGCACGAAGAACACCACCUGCGAAGACUACGCCCUGCCUUAUCAUGAUGUUGUGCCAAACGAUCCGAGUUUCGAGGAUAUGCACGCUGUGGUGUGCGUGAAAGCCAUCCGGCCACCUGUGCCGGCGCGCUGGCAAGACGAGGAGAUCCUCAGCGUGUUGGCCAAGAUCAUGCAAGAGUGCUGGCACGCGAAUCCCGCCGUGAGACUCACGGCGUUACGCGUGAAGAAGACCCUGUGCAAGCUUGAGGAGGACUUCAGCAGCAUCAAGAAGUCCGAUCAGUACUUUGUAUAGUAAGCUCUUUGGCAGCUAUGUAGCUUAAUACCCGAAGCUCCCCCGUCUUCCGGGAGAGAAAGACAGACAGACUUUGAGUGUCCCGGAUGCAUUUGAUUGUGAUUUUUCACAAGAAAAAACAUCAAGAAAAACGUACUGAUUUGCUGAUGAAACAGCCUCCCCUCCUCGCUUCGAUGUACAAAUAAUAAUUUAACAUCCAACCUUAAUGUUCCUCGCAAUGAGGAAUGAUGGCGAUUUAUUUAAGGACAAAUUACUCUUAGUCGAUUAAUUAUAUUAAUUCACCCCUUGAAUCCCCGCAACUAAUUAACAGGAGUAUAAAUAGACAUUAAGAAGAAUUGAUUUUAAUAGAAAAGGGAAUUACAAUGAUAGGCUUUUAGGGAGGGAAAAGAAAAGAAAAUUGUUAAGAAAUUGUACAGUCUUGUUUUGGGUGCUUCAAGUGUAGAUUUCUCGUUGAAUUUCGUCCAUCAAGUCUUUUGUGAAGCGCGAAUUUCACUCACAAAUUGUUCAGAGAAGACAAUAACAUGCAAAAGAACUUUAAGUGCUUUAGCGACUUUCUGUGAUGCUUCGUGUGAGAGAAUGGCGCUUAAAUAGAUGACACAAAAUCAGGAGAAGGAAACAAUUCAGCGAGAUAUUAGAAUAAUAUAUUUUUAUAGUGAAACUAUAUGACGCGAAAGAAACCUUAUAUACUUAUAAGAUGGUUUUACGAUUGGCGUAGGAUUUUAACUAUGUUCUCUCCUUUAGAUUUAUUUACACAAGAUGAAGAAAUUGCCUAUAAUUAUGAGACAUGAGAUAUAAUCGUAUUAACUGACCUCUAGAAUAGCAGUGAAUAAUUUGGAGAUGAAGAAAUAAAGUGGUAAGAAGAGAUAAACAA